Messenger RNA from Dermacentor silvarum, 654 nucleotides. RefSeq lists its product as uncharacterized. The coding region runs from base 1 to 654 and encodes 217 amino acids. Gene Ontology annotation, molecular function: voltage-gated calcium channel activity. The transcript has 6 exons. Gene Ontology annotation, cellular component: voltage-gated calcium channel complex. NCBI's taxonomy places the organism in Eukaryota, Metazoa, Arthropoda, Arachnida, Ixodida, Ixodidae. The record is from RefSeq and is a predicted model, not a curated record.
AUGUGCCGCGGCCACCGAACAACACGCGCACAUGUACGCUCUCGGGCGCAGGAGCCCAAGCUGACCGACUGGCUGUGGGAGGAGCGCGAGAAGGCGCAGGUUCGCAAGCUGAUCCUGCAGCAGCGACUGUUCCGCAAGAAGGACCCCGAGCCCUCGUACUACGGCGACGGAGACGCCCUUCUCGUGAGCGAAGACACCUCGGCCGAAUACGUGGGCGCCGACCAGCCCGACGCGCCGACCCUGAGGCGCCACGCCCGCUCCUCUUCGCAAGCCGAGGCCCUGCGAAGGCCGCCCAAGAAAAAAUAUCCGCCACUCUACACAACAGUGGCGGCCCCUGUGUACAACACCAGCAACGACACUGCUGGAACCGCCAACCUGCUCGGCGUCGUCGGCAUCGAUGUGCCGCUGCGGGAAUUCCAGAAGGUCGCCCAUCCUUUCAAGCUUGGCGUCAACUCCUACUCAUUUAUGAUCAACAAGAACGGCCAUAUCCUGUUCCAUCCGGACCAUCGCCCCAUGUACAAAGACAUGCUCAAGCCUUACUACAGUAAUGUGGAUCUCCUCGAGGUGGAGCUACUGGACAACGAACCGCCGGACCGCAUCGAACUCGAGUCGCAGUACUUGAUGGCUGGCGCCGGCUCCUCCGGGCGACUUUAG